AUGCGACUCGAAUGCGACCCGAGUCCCCAAUACGGAACAAAUGGCUGUCAUUAUGAGCGGGCGGUGAUAGCGUGUCCCUUCACCAGUUGCACCACCAUCCGCACCAAGCUGAAUGACUUGGUGAGAGCCGGUGGAUGUAACUAUCACUGCACUGCAUCCGCCAAAGCGGCCUCUGCCUCUCCAAUAGCGGAAUCGGCGGUACGUGCCUCCUUCUCACGGCAAAUCAAGCUCCUCAUCGUGCAUCGGUGUGCGGACGUGGUACUCGAGGAUGUGGAUAGCUUCAUCUCAACUCACCGAAUGGAAGGGGAGCAAGAUGAUCGGUCAUGGCAGAUCACGAUGACCACUUCCCGACCACCUCAGACAUCCAAUCCAUCACACUACCAUUCUUGA
This is a messenger RNA of Hymenoscyphus albidus, 390 nucleotides long. Lineage: Eukaryota; Fungi; Ascomycota; Leotiomycetes; Helotiales; Helotiaceae. The record is from the annotation of a GenBank genome assembly.